Messenger RNA from Fonsecaea multimorphosa CBS 102226, 921 nucleotides. RefSeq lists its product as uncharacterized. Lineage: Eukaryota; Fungi; Ascomycota; Eurotiomycetes; Chaetothyriales; Herpotrichiellaceae. The record is from RefSeq and is a predicted model, not a curated record. Bases 1 to 921 code for a protein of 306 amino acids. Gene Ontology annotation, molecular function: oxidoreductase activity. The transcript has 2 exons.
AUGGCAUCGGCAGCGGUUCAACAGCCCGGCGGUCACUCGACCUCAUUUGAGCCCUUGACGGCACAAUUGAAGAGCACUUCUGCGCCUCAACCGGAGAAACAUCAUGUCCAGACGCAGUUGAACUACUACAAGGACCCUGGCGAUGGGAGUCCCCCCGCUCCAAGUUAUGUUGGCAAGCCCGAGACCUACGAGAGACCGGUGCAAACGCUCGAUGUGACGGUACAUGAUAUCCGGGGCGAAGAGAAGAACUACACGCUCGACAAGAGUGGCUUUGAGAUCUACCGUCACACGAGUGUCGAAAAGGACUUUGUCGACGAUGAGCAGAUCAAGGCACAGUACUACCCGGAGACCGAACAGCUGUUGAAGGAUGCAACUGGAGCCUCGCGCGUCCUGAUCUUCGACCACACGAUCCGCCGCGCGCAAAAGGACGAACGGGGCAAUGCCAUCACCGCCGCUCCGCUCCGCGGGCCCGUGAACCGCGUGCACAUCGACCAGAGCUACAGCGCCGCCAAGUCGCGCGUGCCCUUCCACCUGCCCGACGAGGCCGACGCCCUGCUCAAGACCCGCUACCAGAUCAUCAACGUCUGGCGGCCCAUCAAGACCAUCUACAAGGACCCCCUCGCCGUCGCCGAGGCGCACUCCGUGCCCGACUCGGACCUCGUCGGCGUUGGCCUGAUCUACCCGACCCGCAAGGGCGAGACUUACACGGUGCGACCCAACCCGGAGCACAAGUGGCACUUUUUGUACGGCCAGACGCCCGAAGAGGUGCUUUUGAUCAAAUGCUUCGACUCCAAGUUGGACGGCCGCGCGAGGAGAGUGCCGCAUACCGCGUUUGUGAACCCCGACACGGUCAAUGAGUACUCGAGAGAGUCGAUUGAGGUGCGAGCUUUGGUUUUCCAUGAGGAUCAGACUGCAGAGUGA